AGGACGUAGAAUGUCAGCUGCCUCAACGCCCGAGAGUGACCUAAACCGGAUCUGAUUGGGGCCUUCAAUCCCUUCAGCCUGCGGGAGUGCCGGUUCGAGCGGACGCUUCUCCUUCUCUUCCCCCCCGCGAGCCUUCGCUUCUCUAGCCCGCGUUCAACAUGGCGCUGAGCGAUGCCGAUGUUCAGAAGCAGAUUAAACACAUGAUGGCUUUCAUUGAGCAGGAAGCCAAUGAAAAGGCAGAAGAAAUAGAUGCUAAGGCUGAAGAAGAAUUCAACAUUGAGAAAGGUCGACUUGUUCAGACACAAAGGUUGAAGAUCAUGGAGUACUAUGAAAAGAAAGAAAAACAAAUAGAACAGCAAAAGAAAAUUCAGAUGUCCAACCUGAUGAAUCAGGCAAGACUGAAGGUUCUCAAAGCAAGAGACGAUCUUAUUGCAGACUUGCUGAGCGAAGCCAAGCAGAGACUGGCUAAAGUAGUGAAGGAUACAGGCAGGUACCAAACCCUGCUGGAUGGCUUAGUACUACAGGGAUUAUAUCAAUUACUUGAGCCUAGAAUGACUAUCCGUUGCAAGAAACAGGAUCUUCCCUUAGUAAAGAAUGCAGUCCAGAAGAGUAUCCCAAUGUACAAAACUGCCACCAAAAAAGAUGUUGAUGUUCAAGUUGAUCAGGACAAUUUUCUUCCAGAAGACAUAGCUGGAGGUGUUGAAAUUUAUAACAGUGACAAUAAAAUUAAGGUAUCCAAUACACUGGAAAGUCGCCUGGAUCUCAUUGCUCAGCAGAUGAUGCCAGAGAUCCGGACAGCACUUUUUGGUGCCAACAGUAACAGGAAGUUCAUGGACUAAAUUCCCUGGAACGCUGGUGGAAUUCUCUUCCACCGUUGUGCUGAGGGGAAAUGCUGGAGCAUUUCCAAUAAAACCAUGUCCCUUCCCCUAAAAUGUACUACAUGCUCUCUAUUGUGUUACCUGAAUAUGUUAAAUUAUUAACUUUUGCAUACUUGCUGUGCUUAGUCUGAGAGAAAGGCAGGAAGAACUUUUUCCAGAGAGUAGUGGUACGGCAUCCAAAAAAUGAAGGCAUUUGCACCCUUUGAGCCAGACCAAUGGGAGAAAUAAUUUGGGAGCUCUGUUGUCAUUCUCCAGUAUUGUUCUUUCCCCUCAAAGCAUACCACUAGUCUGUGCUCCUUAUCUAUUUUAUUCCUUUCCAAAGCUUACACUUCAUGUGCCGAUGACUGCAAACCCCACAACAUCCCCAAUCUGGUGCUUCCCAGGCCGGGAAAAAAGCAAGUCAUGUUAACUUGGUUUUAGUCCCAGAAUUUUGUUCUGUAUAUGUGAUUGAAACUAUAUAUAUAUGUGUAUGUGUGUGUGUGUGUAUAUAUACGCACUCUCAUUGUGCUGAAGUUUAUUAAAAAUGAAAAGCAUGCAA
Ahaetulla prasina is the source of this 1416-nucleotide messenger RNA. It is a transcript of the gene ATP6V1E1, whose product is annotated as ATPase H+ transporting V1 subunit E1. Bases 159 to 839 code for a protein of 226 amino acids. Gene Ontology annotation, cellular component: proton-transporting two-sector ATPase complex, catalytic domain. The transcript has 9 exons. Gene Ontology annotation, molecular function: proton-transporting ATPase activity, rotational mechanism. The record is from RefSeq and is a predicted model, not a curated record. Lineage: Eukaryota; Metazoa; Chordata; Lepidosauria; Squamata; Colubridae. Gene Ontology annotation, biological process: proton transmembrane transport.